GUUGAAGCAGAAGACGUAAUGUUGCUUGAAGCCUUGCAUAUUGAGAAAGAGAGAGAAAGAGCUUUUCCAACAUCACUACCCUCACCACCGUCACCACCUGUCGCGAGUGGGACGUGUAUUGAUGAGUCGCAAUAAUUCGUAGCAACGUCGACGCGCGAGUCAUGUUUCCUUCAAACUCAUCUGAUCUUAUCACUUAACAUCCUGUCUCAUCCUGGCACAUUUCGUUCUCUGCUCCCCCUUCAUUUCCUCAUCUUUCUCUUUUAAUCGCGUUUCGCGCGAUCUAACCUCCUAUCUCGAGUCGGCAGUACCGUUCGUUGAACGAGUUAACGUAUACCACAGUGCAAAUAUAGCAGAGCGCGGUGUCGAGAACACGAUUGGGUGAGAUUUCGGCUGGCACCCAAGUUGUCGGGCUUGAGCGGUCCCACGACAUCAGAAUGUCGCGAUCCCAUUAUGUAAUCACUGCGAUGCUACCGUGCCUGAUGCGGACCGUCCUGGCCAAUAACUGUUCCGCUUCGUCGUAUCGAUACGGCGCGGCACUCAGCUGUUCGAUCUUUAAACGUCACGACGUCUGUCCGUACAGCAGUAUGCCGGGACAGCGAGACCAGGUCAUGAGCAAGCGAGCGACUUUCGGUAUGGGCUGCUUCUGGGCGGGCGAUUCCCUCUUCGGAGCACUGCCCGGAGUCAUCAGGACCUGCGUAGGUUAUGCCGGCGGCACCAAGGAGUCUCCAACCUACAGAAACAUGGGUGAUCAUACAGAAGUCAUUGAUAUUGAGUACAAUCCAGAAUUAGUGUCCUACUCGUACCUGUUGGAUUUGUUUUGGAAUAACCACGAGUAUGGCCUAACAACGAAGAUUAAGAGACAGUACAUGUCACUAGUCUUGUAUCACGACGAAGAGCAAAGAUCAUUGGCUGCAAAAUCUCAGGAUUUGAAGCAACGAGAGGUCGGGAAAGUCUUCGUCACGGAGAUUAGGAAGUUUACAAAGUUUUACGCGGCGGAAGACUAUCACCAGAAGUACCGACUACAACAACAUCCGUGGUUGCUCGAGAGCACGAAUCUCACCAUACCAGAAACUUUACGCGCGUCUCCGUUGGCAGCCAAGCUGAACGGCUACAUAGCGGGUGCUGGUAGUCUCGAACAAUUCCGACAGGAGCUACCGCGCUUAGGACUGAACGAGAAAGCAGCGCAAUAUGUAACGAAACAUAUUAUUGAAAAUCAAGGCAGUGGCUUGUAUUGCUAGUUGGCGGAAAAACACGUCGGGAACUCGAGAAACUGGAAUCUGCUCCGUUAUCACUGGACUGCAUAAGUGUUCGAUUGUUACGUAAAGAAAAACAUUACAUUACAUACGACUUGAUAUAUAUCUCGUACGUAAAAGAACACAGUCCUCUCUACGUUGAAUUGAAAAAUUCAUAAGUGAAAUUCUAUAAUAAUAAGUAUUACUCAUAAUUCUCGCACGAUUUUGUUCAUUCACAAUAUACUGUCGUAUUAUUAGUCGAAUUUUAUAUCAUGAUUCUGUUUUAACACUACGUAAUGUACAAGUUAUCCUACGAUUCUUUCAUAACUUUCAUUUUAAAAAAUUUUACAAAAAUUCACAUGGAUAUUCCUUAGCAGAAAAUUUUACUAGUUUCUGAAAAAUUUGGAGAGAUAAGAUACUCAAAUAACAUACAAUAUUAAUUAUAAUAUUAAUUUGAAACUUGAUUGUGAUAUAUAGGAAUUAGCUACAUGGAGUUAACUACACAUUAUAUGUAAAUUAAUAAAUAUCAGUAUUAUAGUUUUGAA
Molecule: messenger RNA, 1777 nt
Organism: Odontomachus brunneus
Lineage: Eukaryota; Metazoa; Arthropoda; Insecta; Hymenoptera; Formicidae
Gene: MsrA
Product: peptide methionine sulfoxide reductase
Exons: 4
Coding region: 435-1238 (267 amino acids)
Molecular function (GO): peptide-methionine (S)-S-oxide reductase activity
Source: RefSeq, a predicted model, not a curated record